GUAUAUGCAGAAAACACAUUAUAACACACAGCAAAUAAAUAAGAUAAAAAACAGAGGGAAUCUCUUGAAAAUAUCUUGAUUUGUUUUCCACACAUCCCUUUACUUAAGGUACAGUACAGAAGAAUGGACAUCUGAAUGCAGUUUCCGUUUCAUCCAGAAGAUGGCAAAAGUUUGGUGCUUUUCUGCCUUCCUUCCCCCCCGUCUUUGAUGUCAAACUCAGCCAAAGUAACUCACUAAGUUUGAACCGAGGGAGAGCACGUGGCAGAGUGCAGGGUGCACAGACCGGCGAGCAAGGCAGAACAAGACUGAGUGGCAGACGGUCCUCCAUCAUGGGCAAAGCAGUUUUCUGGCUCCUGCUCCUCACGCUGCCUCCCCGCCUGGUUUCAGGGGGCAUGGACUCCUGCUAUGACACCCACGGCGCUCCGCACCGAUGCCUACCCAAGUUCGAGAAUGCAGCUUUCAACAAAACUGUACUUGUAUCCAAUGUGUGUGGCUCUCCGCCAGAGGACUUCUGCAUGCAGGCUGGCUCCACCAAGUCAUGCCAUCACUGCGAUUCCAUGGACCCCCUCCAACAUCACAACGCCACCUACCUGACAGACUUCCACAGCGAGGAAGAGCCAAGCUGGUGGCAGAGCCAGUCAAUGUUUUACGGGAUCCAGUAUCCUACGUCUGUGAACUUAACUCUACACUUGGGGAAAGCCUAUGAAAUUACCUACAUCCGGCUCAAGUUCCACACCAGCCGUCCCGAGAGCUUUGCCAUUUACAAGAGGACUCAAGAGGGAGGACCCUGGCUCCCAUACCAGCACUACAGCGCCUCCUGCAGGAAGACUUAUGCUCAAAGCAACCAAGGCUAUAUCCGGCCCGGGGAGGACGAGCGGACAGCCACCUGCACUGACGAGUUCAGUGACAUCUCGCCCCUCACUGGAGGGAACGUGGCCUUCUCCACGUUAGAGGGGAGGCCAAGCGCUUAUAAUUUCGAUCAAAGCCCUGUGCUCCAGGAGUGGGUGACAGCCACUGACCUUCUCAUUUCCUUGGACAGACUCAACACCUUUGGGGAUGAAUUCUUCAAGGACCCAAAGGUUCUCAGAUCCUAUUAUUAUGCCAUUUCGGAUUUUUCAGUGGGUGGCAGGUGCAAAUGCAAUGGCCAUGCAAGUGAAUGUGUGAGGAAUGAAGCGGGGAGGCUCGUGUGUGACUGUCAGCACAACACCGCGGGUCCUGACUGCGAGAGAUGUCAGCCGUUUUACCAUGACAGACCCUGGGCAAGGGCAACGGCUGACUCAGCUAAUGAGUGUCUCCCGUGUAACUGCAGUGGACGUGCAGAGGAGUGCUACUUUGACGCGGAGCUGUACCGGCGUACGGGACAUGGAAGCCACUGUUCGAACUGCAGGGACAACACAGACGGACCCAACUGUGAGAAGUGCAAAGACAAUUUCUACCGGAGCUCUCCACAGGAUGUCUGUCUGCCCUGCAACUGCAGCGUCUUAGGAUCGUCGAGCCUGCAGUGUGGAGGUGACGGGCACUGUGUCUGUAAACGGAGUGUAGCGGGGGAGAAAUGUGACAGCUGUCAGCCCGGAUACCACUCACUCACCGCAGCUGGCUGCAGGCCCUGCCACUGCCAGCCUUCAGGCAGUGUUGGCUUCUGCGGCUCCCAGGACGGACAGUGCCGCUGCAAGGCUCAUGUGGAAGGAUAUUCCUGUGACAGAUGCAAACCAGGAUCUUUCAACCUGGAUUCCCAGAAUCCUGAUGGAUGUUUGAACUGUUUCUGCUUUGGACACUCGGCUGUCUGCACAUCAGCCUCACACUACUCAGCAAUCAACAUCACCUCUGACUUCACUGAAGAUACAGAAGGCUGGAUAGGGGAGUUUUCAAAUGGGCUAGAAAGCUCUUUGAUCUGGAAGGAGGGUGAGGUAUACUUGCUCCCUUACAGUGAGAAAGACUCUGGCUUCUAUAAAGCACCUGAAAUGUUUUUGGGGAACAGACAGCUGAGUUACGGGCAGCCCCUCUCCUUCACUUUCCAAGCGGAGAGUGUGGAGCUCUUGCCACAGGAGGUGAAGGUGAUUCUCCAGGGUUCUGGAAUGGAAGUCACCACACAUCUUUUCCCUGUUGCUGGACAGAAAUUGAGCUUGAUUCCUCAGUGCACGUUUGUAUUCAGGCUCCAUGAAAAAGAGGAAAGACAGCGGCCUUCCUUGUCUUCUUCUGACUUCCGACACCUUCUCUCCAACCUCACCGCGAUUAAAAUAAGCAAUGCCGGAGGCCAGAACUAUACUGCCCAGCUCUCAGGGGUCACCCUUGUAACAGCUGCCCCGGGCCCCUCUCCAUCUGCCCCCUGGGUGGAGGAGUGUACAUGCCCCCAGGGCUACAUGGGGCAGUUCUGCGAGGACUGCACCCCAGGGUACAAGCGUGAGAUUCCCAACGGUGGUCCCUUUGUUCGCUGCAUCCCCUGCACCUGCAACCAGCAUGGCAUCUGUGAUCCAGAAACAGGUGUCUGUCAGUGUACAGACAACACUACAGGCCCGGCCUGCGACAGUUGCUUGCACGGUUUCUAUGGGAACCCUCUGAUUGGCAGCUCCAGUGACUGCCAGCCUUGUCCUUGUCCCAGCCAGUCUGGCUGCACGCAGAUCCCUGCCACACAGGAAGUGGUGUGUACGGAGUGCCCACCGGGGCAGAGGGGGAGGCGAUGCGAGCUCUGCGACGACGGUUUCUACGGCGACCCGCUGGGGGCCUACGGGCACGCGAGGCGCUGCCUGCCCUGCGAGUGCCACGGCAAUGUGGACCCCAACGCCGUGGGCGUGUGCGACCCCGUGGCCGGGCGCUGCCUCAAGUGCUUACAUCACGCCGAGGGGGACCACUGCGAGCGCUGUCGGGAGGGUUACUACGGCAACGCGCAGGCCGCGCAUCCUGGCGACAAGUGCAAACCUUGCAGCUGCAGCCCUGCCGGCUCCCUGGGGUCACCGCCUGGCUGCGACCCCCAGACUGGCCAGUGCCCAUGCCUGAGCCGCGUGACUGGACGAGACUGCAGCCGCUGUGACACAGGCUCCUUCAACCUUCAGCCUGGGGCCGGCUGUGAGAGGUGUGAGUGCAGUCCUGUGGGUGCUGUCUCCCCGGCCUGUCACCCCGUGUCAGGGCGCUGCACAUGUCGCCCUGGGGUGGAAGGAGCCAGGUGUGACUCCUGCCGGGAUGGGUUCUUUGGCUUCUCCUCCAGGGGCUGCAGAGCUUGCAACUGUGACCCCAUGGGCUCUGUCACCAUGCAGUGCCACGGUAACGGGACAUGUGUGUGCCGAGAGGGCUUUGUAGGAUACAAGUGUGACCAAUGUGAGCUCAAUUACUUCCACAACAGGGGCUCACACCAGUGUGAGGAGUGCCCUGCGUGCUACAGUCUUGUGAGGGAUGAGGCUGCCAAACUUAAGGAAACUCUGCAGGCUUUAGAGAAUCUGCUGGAGAAGUAUGACUGUCGCUACCGCAGAGGACCUGAAUACUACCCAAUACAGAGAGAGCAUUCCUGGACAAACUCCCUGGAGGGGCUGCUAGCAAUGCAAGAUGCCAGGGACGCCUUUGUGAAUGAGUUUGCUCAGCUGGAGAGAUCUGCAGAGCAAGUGCAGAAGAGACUCGGUACCGUAAGCCUGAUAUUGAACUGCAGCAGCCAGGAGACGGAUAAGCCAUGCAGUGCCCUGUCAGACACCACGUCCCUCAUGAGCACAGCUCAGAGACAGCUGCAGCAAGCAAAGCAGAUGCUGGACACUAUGGUCAUUCCUGUUGAAAUGCCAACUGGGCCCAACCAAUGGACAGCUCUGGUAAAUGAAUCACAGGUCCUUGCACUAAGUCAAAUGGAAGCGGCAGGUUUGAUUGAAUCGGCAGCAAAAGGGGCUUUUAUGGCAUCAGAUCAGACCUUUUCUCGGCUCCUGACUUUCCUGGAGGAAAAUUCCACCGAGGCCUACAUUAGGACCCUGACCGAGCAGUACUUACAAAUGCAUCAAUCAAAAUAUAAUUUAACAAUCUCAGUGAAUGAGACUUUAACAGAAGCCAAGAAAACUCAUAUUUCAGUACGAAGGACAAAUGCUGAGAUUACAGAUGCCUUCCUCAAGUUCACUACAUUCCAGAAAGAACUGAUGUCAGAGCCUAAUUUCAAUGUGACUGACUUGCAAGCAGAGGAAAUUCUUGCAGUGGUUCUGAGUAACAAAACUGCAGAAUCAGACAAAUUAAUUCAGUCAAAAGAUGAGCAGAUCAGUAAAAUACUGCUGGAGUUGCAGCCACACCUGGAGUCCAUUGAGAAGGAUAUGGAGACCAUCCAACAUUAUGAUCAGCUAACACCUCGUGCAACAGAAUCCAAAUCAGUUGCCCUUUCCUCGGUUGUGAAGGGGAAAGAGGUCGAGGCAGAAGCCAGUGCUUUACUGAAGGAGUUAGAAGUGAUGAAGAAGUCCUGGCCUCGAAAGACUGCUCAGACUAAAGCAUCGAUGAAGAAAGCAAAAAUAGUAAAAGAAAAGAUAUUGGAAGAUUCUAAGAAAAAAACAAAACAGGGAGAGAGGAUGUUAAGAUAUGCUGUGGACAACUCUACACUGGCAAAUUCCACAGCCAGGGAGGCACAGGGUAUUGCCAGUGAAGCUUCAAAGGUUGCAAAGGAUACUCUCUCCCAAACCAGAAAAGCCCAAAAUGAAUCACUUCUAUUGAACUCUACAGUUGAUGCGGUACUUCACGAGCUGGCAGACCAGGAGGGCAGAACCUCACAGCUGAAGAGAGAGAUAGGGGAAAUGGAAGAGAUAGCAAACACAGUGGAUGGUAUGAAGGAGAAUAUUCAAACUGCAAAGCAUGCCCUAGAGAGUUACUCACUGAUGUUGAGUGAGCUUCUUCAGGAGAUAGACGAAGACAAGGCAAAUGAAAGGUAUGACAGCCUAUUGAAUGAAACCCGCUCCCAGCUGGGCGUCCUGAGACGGGGCUUGGAGAGCACGAGUUUGGAUCUGAAAAUACAGGGGCUUCGCGCCGCGGCCCAGGAGCAGGAAUCCCAGCUGGAGGAAGUCCGCAAGAACAUCGAAGACAUUCUGGAGGAGAAAAGGGGUUUAGAGGACAUUAUCCUCAAUCUGCCAGAGGGGUGCACGGACAGGCCAAAGACUGGAGAUCUGUGAGCUGAAGCAGGCUGAGCACUUUUUCCAAGAGCAAGAACUGAUGGCGAAACAGCACACUGGAAGAGCUCUCCACAACAGCACCUGGAACACGACACUUUUCAGUGCUUCACCUCUUUUGUCUUGUAACUGAAACAGAUCUGCAGCACAGGCCUGUAUUCACUGCAGUCGGUGGCGUCGCCCACAGUUUCCUUCACACCCACGCAAGGCGGGAGGCUCACACAAAUACGGCAGCAUCCUUUCAAUACCAGCGCUUCAAUCCUGCUCCAAUUCUCUGAAGAAGAAAAAGGACCGAAUGCGAGAAUUUAAAAGUUUUUAUUGAUCUCCUUUGUAUGUGUUCUCCGUCUCUGGGAUGACAUAUUGAAGGAAUGCUUGAUGUAAAAAGAAUUGUAUUGAUUUCCUUAUCUUACCUUUUAUAGUAUUCCUCACCGAGUCUUUAAAGUUUGAUGCACAUAAGUUAGACGGACUUCAAAACAGCUCCAACAAACUACAAUUAUACUAGUGUGAAGUCUGAUAUUCAGCAGUACCUUAUCUAGAGUCCUCAUUAAGAACUUAACUCAUUUUCUUCAGCAUAUUUUAAUUAAAGAGCAGCUCUUUUGUGCUCUUUCACAGCACUGCUACUCAGCCUGGUUUUUCUUUUGUUCUUUUCGGUUCUCAACCUCAUACAUCGUGUUAUCAGAUGUAAAAUGAUGCCAGUUCUGUGCAGAACAGUCAAUGAAAUGUAAUGGAAGAGUAACUGCUGACUAAUGGACUUAUGUUUUUUUUGCCAUUCCUUUGCUAGAUACAUUUCUGUGGCAAGGUUAAAAUUGCCCACAGUUGACACAUUCUUAAGUUCCCCAGAAAUUAAUUUCAGGCUGAUCCUCAGUUAAUGAAGUUUUACCCAUGGUUAUUGGGUCAAAAGGCUAAUCUUAAACUUAGCGUGGAACACUCAAGAAAUACGUGGCAGAAAUAAAAAUAAUGAAAAGGAGCAUUCUCAUGACUUGCAAAGCUCAUUACGGAAUGAAAAAAAUACUAGUUUUUUGGGGGUUUUGAUUAGAGAAACGUUAUUUCUUUCUUUGACACUCGAGAUGAGAUUAAAUCAGAGCUAUCACAUACUGUAUUACAGCUUGGUGUUGGGUGGGUGACUGUGUCUCUGUGUUUCACUAACAGGAAUGUGACUAAACUUACCAUGCAAGUAGAGUGUAUUUUACAGUGCUGUCCCCAUUAGCAGGGCUAUAUUAUUAAGAAAGGAAAAAUAUCCACUGGAAAUAAUAAGAAAAUAAAAUAAUUUUGGCUGAACAGCUAAAUUGAUGUUCCCAGCUUGUUUCAUCACUCUUUGGAAACAGUGUGUAGAAAUGUGACAUAAUACAGUAUAUUUCUAUUUUCUCCUGGAAACUUCAGAAACUGAUAUAGAAUUAUUACAAUGAAAAUGUAAAGGAUGAUGUAAUGAGGUGUCUGAGGUAGGAAAAGUAGCUGUAUUGCUGAAAUAUGGUUUAUUACCCACAUUUUUGCAAAGAACUAUAUAUCAAUGUUUUAUGAAUAGAGGUUUAACUUUCAUUCCCUUUCAUCUUAAAGAUCACCGAGAAGGAAGGUAACAUUAAUUAAGUGAAAAAAUACACAUUUCAUUGAAUUAUUCUAUGUACAGUAUUUAAAAUCUUUCUUUAAACAUGAAAUUGUUGGCAUGCGAAAGCAGAAAGGAACACAGUAAUGGAAGAUUGCAGCUGUAGGACUGAGAUCGGCUGGAUAGCAGGUCAACAACACAUUAGCUAGAUGUUUCAAAGCAGAUCUCUGCCUAUGCUAACCAGGGAAGAAGCUAAUCAAGGGGAUUUUCAGUGCUGUUUAUUUUGUAAUCCAUGUUAUUAAU
Lepisosteus oculatus (spotted gar) is the source of this 6957-nucleotide messenger RNA. It is a transcript of the gene lamc3, whose product is annotated as laminin, gamma 3. Gene Ontology annotation, biological process: animal organ morphogenesis; substrate adhesion-dependent cell spreading; tissue development. Lineage: Eukaryota; Metazoa; Chordata; Actinopteri; Semionotiformes; Lepisosteidae. Gene Ontology annotation, cellular component: basement membrane. The record is from RefSeq and is a predicted model, not a curated record.